AUGUUCAGCUCGACGUGGGCUUCCUCCGCACCCAGCGCCCCGACAGCCCCACAAGCGCUUCUAGACCCUUAUGAUCUUGCAGAAGAGUACGGUGCAGAGGCUGCUGCUAAGUUGUCGCGUAGCUUACAAUGUCUGGAGACCGCAGGGUUCCCCAAGGCGCACGUGAACUCGUACAGCGCGUUUGACCGCGUUCUCAGCGGCAUUACGUGGCUAUUACAGCGAAUUGUCAAGAGAGAAGACGCUGAGAAGGGCAGAGUGCAAUGGGACGUACUAUUUCAAUCCCACGACAAGAUGAAGCCUCGAUUGGGGCUUGCACAGGAGGCAGUACGUUGCAUCGAGGCUCUUAGCUACACCUGCCCCGUGUGUAUCCAGCCGCAUCAGUUGCUGCUUCAAGACUUCGGAGACAUUGAAACAGUACAGAAACUCGUACUGUGGCUAAUCGAAGAGGAGAAUGAAACUCAACAUUUGCACAAAAUCCGUCGGGAGAGAGCGUAUCUGCAAGCUAUGAGCCCACAACAAGAAAGGAAACUUGUCACACCGCUCAAGAAAGAGGUCCAGUUUCUAAUGGAUGCAUAUGCACCUAAACGGCGCUGGCAAUAUGUCGCAGCUGAAGGGGAAAUUGAGGAGAAUGAGGAUGCGUUGAUCCAAAGAUGUUUGUUAGAGUACGGCGAGAGAGUUACCGUCGCUACCGACGAAGAACCGAUGAUAGAGACAAAGCCAGAAGGAAAAUACCAAGUUGCCUUUUUGGCUCAAAUAGCGAGUCAAGCUGCUGCAGUCGCUGUAAGUGGCGCCAAGCCAAAAGGAGGGAGUAUGCGAGGCUUGAGAAGGACAAAGAAAAGCGAUCCACAUUUUGACCGACAGUACCAAAAAGCAAUGAAACAAGCAAAAGAGGAACAACAGACAUUGCUAAAUCAACGUCGUGAACGCGAGGCAAUGUUGCUGCAAAACGUAGAGCACGAGCUGCAAGUGCAACAACUGAUCGAAGAGAAGAAAACUUUGGACGAUCAGACGAAAGAGAGUACAGUACGAGCUGCAGCUUUGGACGAGGCACUCUCUGCUUGUAAGCAACAGUUGACGGAAGUGGAAGCGCAGACACCAAAGGACGAGGAUGCACAAGCACAUCUGAUUAAACUACGCCAACUAGUUAUGAAAAACGAGACUCUUAAACGUGAGAAGAACGAGUUCCAAACCAAGUGUCGUCUUGAACUGGAAGCACUAAAAGAACGCGUUGAAAAGUUAAAACUGCAAGUAGCAGAAGACGCUAGUAACCAGGACGAAGAAGCUCAGCGUCUUAAUGAAAUUGAGCAGAUGCACGCUCAGAUGGCUCAGAAACACAGGGAUAUGAUGGUCGUAGCGGCAAAACAGACACGAGCGCUGCAUCUUACAAUGAAGCAGAUCGACGAGAUCCCGACGCGGAUUGAGCUGGUGCAAUAUGAGAAGCGCUUCCUCGAGCUUUAUGACGAGGUAGCGUUGACACUCGAUGAAACUCGCAAGUAUUACUGCGUCUACAAUACUCUCAAGACCACACAUGACUUUCUAGAGAAGGAGAUCUCGCUCAUCAACAGCAUCAACGAUAACUUUGGCGUUGCGAUGGGCUCCAAGACAGCUACACAAGCUUUCUUCAUGCAAAUCGACAACAUUAUUCAGAAUGUACAAGGCACUGUCACCAAGCAGCAGAAUGCGCGAGACGAUCACCAAGGGAGCGUGGAGACGCUGGAUAGUAAAUAUCAGCUGCUGCUUGAACAGGAACGCAUGUACGUGAAUGCCAUUCGAGAGUUCCAGAAAGAAUGCGAGAAGAAUGAAAAACUGGUAGCUCAGUUGACGCAGCAGUAG
Phytophthora infestans T30-4 is the source of this 1833-nucleotide messenger RNA. RefSeq lists its product as uncharacterized. The coding region runs from base 1 to 1833 and encodes 610 amino acids. The record is from RefSeq and is a predicted model, not a curated record. The transcript has 2 exons. Gene Ontology annotation, biological process: Golgi to plasma membrane transport. NCBI's taxonomy places the organism in Eukaryota, Oomycota, Peronosporomycetes, Peronosporales, Peronosporaceae.